This is a messenger RNA of Macrosteles quadrilineatus (aster leafhopper), 5773 nucleotides long. Its product is annotated as zinc finger protein 91-like. Gene Ontology annotation, biological process: regulation of transcription by RNA polymerase II. The coding region runs from base 288 to 5366 and encodes 1692 amino acids. Gene Ontology annotation, cellular component: chromosome; nucleus. NCBI's taxonomy places the organism in Eukaryota, Metazoa, Arthropoda, Insecta, Hemiptera, Cicadellidae. The transcript has 7 exons. The record is from RefSeq and is a predicted model, not a curated record. Gene Ontology annotation, molecular function: chromatin insulator sequence binding; zinc ion binding.
UGGCAGGUUCGAGUUGUAGGCGAAGCGAGGAGUGCCUAUCCUCAUCCUCAAUUUGUGUAUCUCAAGAAAGCUGUUUGUGUUUUAUAUGUCAUGAUGUUUCAAGCGUUAGUAUCAACAGUUAAGUAACAAUGCUCGUGACACUUUUUGCGUUUACCCACGUUCAUGGAACGGGAGGUAAAAGUUGUCCAUGUUACCAGUCGGUGUAGCUUCUCCUAAGAAAUAUUCAUCCGGAGUGUAAUUUUAUAAAAUAAAGUAAUUGAUAUUCUUUACGAUUAGCAAACAUAAAAAUGACUGAUUUCGGAGAUAACUUUAAGGAGCUCUGCCGCCUCUGUGCUUCCUUGGACAAUAUCAAAAUGGACAUUUUUGGUGAUAAAGGAAAAGAGAGGAAACUCCUUGACAAAAUUCACACUUGUUUACCUGUAAAGGUGUCAGAUGAUGACAUGUUGCCAAAAUCACUGUGUUACCGUUGUAUUUACAACUUGGAAAAUUUCUACGAUUUUCGCAAGAGUUGUGUGGACACAGUCCACAAACUGGAGAGUUAUGUCAAUGAAAAGUGGGGCAAUGCUCUCGAGCUACAGUACAAACCUCAGAAGAGAAAUCCUGAUGCUGAAAGUAUCUCGAUGAAUAGUGCUCGAUCUGAAUACUCCGACAGCCAAGAAGCUCCGAAUCCUGCGGAUUUCUUAGAAGCAUGCCUGGACAAUGAACCAAUCCAGUCUUCGAUGGUCCAAUACAACCAUGGUCAGUCUCCAAAGUUCGAACAUCCGGAGCAAGUGAUAGAAGUCAACUCUGGCUCCUUCGUCUGUCCUUCAUGUCCUGAAAGCUUCAGCAACAUGUCAGCGCUCAUCAUUCAUUCCAAGUGUCACAUGGCAGGAGGUACUGUGACUAUGACAGGCAAGAAGGAAGCUGUGAGGCUGUUCAGUUGUCCUGUGUGUGACAAGACAUUCAUGUCCAAGGGCAACUUGUCCAACCACAUCAAAGUCCACAACAGUGACGGCUACCCGCAGGUCCAGGACAGGCCGUUCCGUUGUGAGCUGUGCAGCAAGUCGUACACAGUAGCUAAGCACUUGUGGGGCCAUGUCAGCACUGCACACAGAGGCGAUUCUAGAGUCACCUGUCAAUUCUGUCUAAGGAUAUUCUCUACCAGCCAAAACCUUGAAGACCACUGCAAGACCAAGCAUCCUGACCAGUAUCAAGGAAAGGUGAACUCUGUUGAUGAGAAAAACGAAGAUGGAGCCGAAUCAGAACAGCAGGCUAGUGAGGUAAACAAGUCUCCUGUGUUGGAGGAAUCCAACAGUCGUAGAAAAAACAACCAUCCAAGGAAGAUCCAGAGAGAACAGAGUGUCGACACUGAACAAUCUAACCAUUCCGUCAAUGAAGAAGGUGAAUCCCCAGAAGAUAAUAUUGUCUCAUGCUUUUCUUGUUUGUUGUGUGGAAGAAUGUUUGAAAAUCGAAAUAAUUUGCGUAAACACAUUUUGAUCAACCAUGGUAUUGACCCUGCUGAAAUUGGCUAUCCCGACAUAGUUGCUGAUGAGUUAUCAAUUCAGAGAGAACUAAUUGAUGAGAGUGAAAUGAUGGCAGAAAGUAUGUUAGAAGCAGAAACUGUAUUCUGUUGUGAGGUUUGCAUACGCGAGUUCAAUGAUAGGGCAAGUCUAUGGCUGCACAUGCUGUACUCCCAUAGAGAAGAGGCUGCCACUGCCUGUGGAAUUUGUUUGAGAGUUUGCUCAGAUAACGUUAGUCUGUUGGAACAUGUGGACUCUUGUCACCCAAGAGAUACAAUGGCAUCCGAUAAACGCAGGUACAGUUGUCAAAUAUGUGCCAGACAACACGACUCUAGGAAAAAACUUUUGGCUCAUGUAAAAAUACAUAAUUUAAGAGAUGCUGAUGGCCGUGCUUUAGACCCAGAAUCUAUGGUUGUGCUCAAUAGUGAAUUACACCCAGAAACUUCAGGACCCCAUGACAAUGUAAUAGAUGACGAAUUCAGCAUGACUUGUGAAAUAUGUUUUAAGACGUUUCCCAACGAAUUAAAACUGAUCAAGCACAAAAGAAAUGCGCACAAAGAUUCAGAAGCAAUGCACAGUCUAAACAGUUCUGCUACAUACAAGUUGUACUUCCCUUGCGAGAUGUGUGGGCUGUCCCAUUCCACAAGAACAGAGCGUUGGCGUCAUGUCUUCACCUAUCACGCUGAUGAACCUUCAUUAGUGUGUGGAAAAGAAAGAUGUGGCAAAGUGUUUCCGACAAAAGCGUUAAAACAAGAACAUGAAACUAGUCACCAUGACCUUCAGGGUGAAUCUCCCAACAGUUGUGAAAUUUGUGGUAAAUUAUGGGCAACAAGGAUGAACUACUGGAAACACAUGAUGGGAGUUCACAGUGAUUGCUUACCUUUUAUAUGUGGAGUCUGUCUAAAGAUCUUCUGCAAUGUAACAGACCUAGCUGCCCAUGUAAAAGAAAAACACUAUCCGUUGGAUAACUCAACAGAAUACUGCUGUGAUAUUUGUGGUAGGCCAUAUUCCAAGAAAUCAAAAAUGUCUAGACAUAGAAAGAUUCAUAACCUGCCGACUUCUUUAGGAGGCUUGGACGAGGGACUGUUUGAUUUGCAGCCAGAAACUGUUGAUCAUUCUAAUGAUCCUGGUGUCUUGAAAUGCAACGCGUGCCCAACAGAACAGUUUUUAGAUUUAGACGAGUUAUCUGAACAUAGAAGAUCCGCCCACAACCAAGUCCCCUGUGAUUUAUGUCCAAAGUUUUAUGGAAGAACAUCUCAUCUAUGGAAACAUGUUUAUAAAAUUCACAAGACUCAUCCGGAUAUCACUUGUAACAUUUGUUUAAAAACAUCAGCAUCUAAGUCGCAUUUGGCAAAACAUUAUGCUAAACAUCACCGUGAUCACGCACCAUCUGAAGAUAAUAAUUAUGUGACAUUGAAAGACGUUGUUAACGAUGGUGACAGUAGUAAAUGCAUAAAAUGUGAAAAAGUUUUCCGAAAAGACCAUUUGAUGAAGCAGCAUCUAAAGCACUGUACAGGUCCAAAAGAGGCAACCAAACCAGUAACUACCACUGAACUUGUUAAUGGUUCAUUCCCGUGUACGAAAUGCUCUAGAGUUUUUGAUACACUUCGUGUUUUAAACAAGCACAUUAGGUCUUCUCAUGUAACGUACAAGUGUGAAAUUUGUAAUAUUCGCAAAGAUUCCAGAACCGAGCUGUUUGAUCACAUCAAAGAGGAACAUAAAGACGAUCCCGAGUUGACUUGUGAUGUUGAAGGCUGCAAUAGAAUGUUGCGUUUGAAGAAAGAUGCGCUCAAACAUAAACGUGAACAUCGUCAAGGAUACCCUCCACCUAGCUGUGAGGUUUGUGGAGAAAUUCUCCAAAAUAGAAUAAAACUUCGAAAACAUCUAAAAGCAAAUCACCCAGCAAGAACCAAGUUUAUGUGUUGUAUCUGUACUGUUUGUCAUGUAACAUUUGAGGAACUGCAGGACCAUAUCAAAGAAAACCACCCUUCAUCCAUCGGCAAACCCAAUACGUGUCCAAUAUGUGCUAGAAAGUGUCCCACCAAAUAUAAACUCGACACUCACUUAAAAACACAUGGAAGUGAGUUCUUCAACUGCUUAACUUGCUAUAAAGUCUUUAGGGUAGAAGAAGAGUUUAAGAAACAUUGUGAAAUCCAUCCACCCAAAAAACAACCGUCAUCUGUAAAAGCUAAAGAAGUUAUUAAAGAUUCUGAUGCCGAGAGUGAUGAUGAAGAGGAGACUGGAAAACGAAAGCAAGACGAAGAUAGUAAACCUAUAAGUCUCCUCACGUGUACCAAAAUGAGUAGAUUAACUCAUGGUUGCGUCUGUUGUAGAUCAUCUUUCACCACUCGAGCAGAGCUUUCCAAACACCAACUAGAAGAUCAUUCAGACCUUAGGUGCGGAACAUGUAGCUCUUACUUUGAUUCAUUAGAAUCUCUUGCUGCCCAUAAAACGAACUGUAAACCAAAGGAAGUAAGAUCAAAACGAAAAGCAGCUUCUCUUUCAAAUUCUUUCCUUCAAAAAACCAUAAGGUUUGAUUCUGAAGACGAAGAUUAUCAAAUGGGCGUUGUCAGCAUGUCCUCUUUAAACAGUGUUGAUGAUAAUUCUAGCAGCUCUAAAGACUGGGUAUCGUCAUAUAGUAAGUCAUCAUUAAGUCGCAAGGUGUAUGAGAAUGACAAUGUGUAUUCACCAUGUGAACAUUGUGAGAAAACUUGGCCUGCCAAACGAGUUUUAUGGCAACAUUUAAUUAGAUCACACAAAAAAGAAGCCGCUACUACCUGUGGAGUGUGUUUAAAGUAUUGCAAAUCGUACUUGGAUCUUGAUACGCACUUGGUCGAAGUUCAUCCUCGCAACUUUGAGGAAGAAGAUAGCAACGCCACAUGUAGAGUUUGUGGUCGAUAUCACAAUGCCAAGGCCAAACUGCACCUUCAUGCUGCAAUACAUCCAGGAGAAGAGGAUCGAGCCGCUCAACUUCAGUACGAUUGUUCAACUUGCGAUGUAACGUUCAGCUCGAGGGGAUUUCUUAGGAAACAUGAAAGAGAAAGACAUAAUAUAAUUUCUAGUAACCAAUUAAACAGCACAGAAAAUACAAAUGAUGAAGAGCUUGUAAACACCAUUACCUCUGACGACGAUGACUCACAUUUCGAAGGGUUUCCUGAUGAAGAUGACGAUUCGUCAACUUUAAAACGAAGCAGUGUAUUCAUCAACAAGUCUAUGUCUAAAAUAUCCAUGAGUUUAGUCGCUAACUCAACAGAAGCAGAAGUCUUGGACAGUAGUUGUGAUGCAGUGGAUGCCAAAACUGAAUCAGCUAAUGUUACUAAUCCCAAUGAGUUGGCUUUGUCAACUGUUUCUAGUCAAAUGUCAGAUGGCAGAGGCAGUUUUGAAGGGGCUGUAAAUGAAGACAACAACGAUGAAAGUUCAAAACAAGAUGACAAUGAUGAAAGUUCUAGUUCAAGUUCUUCAAGUUCCAGCAGCUCCAGUUCAAGCUCAAGUGAUGAUGAUGAUGACGAUGACAAUGAAAGUGUUAACUCUGAAGACAGUAAGGAAGACAGUUCUGCUGAGGUUGAUGAAGAUGAAACCAAGGAUGACAGUUCAGCCGAAGUGGAAGAUGAAACCCGUGAUGACAGUAUAGCAGAAAUCGAAGAAGAUGAAACAAAGAACUCUUCACAGACUUUGGACACAAAAAGUUAUCAGUUAGAGGACAACGUAAUUUCAAAGACAUUUCAGAAAGUUGCAGGAUUGAGUCAGUGUUCAAGACAGAGUAUGUCGAUUGAAGAAAACAGCCUUCAGCACCCUUACAUCAAUGAUUCAAGUAGGUACAUCACUCAAAACUUGACUGACUCAGAGAUUGACAACUUUGUAACGUAAUAUUGAAAUUAGUAUUUGUAUUUAGAAAUCUACAUAUUUCUGCAUUCCCAUAUUGUUUUGUAAUAAUGUUUAUAUGUGUAUAUUUGUUUGUAAAAAAUGUGAGGUUAAUAGUGUGUGAAUGUUUUUUUAUAUAAUAAUGUCCACUUAUUCUUUUAACAGGCCUGAAAUAAUUAUGCUCCUGAGACUGUUAUAAUUGAUAACUUGAAAUUCUUAAGUUAAUCUAAAACUAUCCCUGUGAUUUAUGUAUAAAUGUGUUAGGAACAUACAUAUUUGUUGUUUCUGAUUUUUUUUUAUUCUUGGUUUAUUUAGUAUGUUAUGUUAAAUCAAAUGUUUCUAUAUUUUUAUUUAAUUUUGGUUGUUUCUGUUUAAACAACAGUAAUUUUCUUGAUUAAAAAUGUUACUUAUAA